ACUUUGAAAAAUGUUCUCUCUGCAUGGAUGGAAGACAAUAAUCGAAGAGAUUGGAAUACUAUGAAUAUUCGUCGCUCCAGACCUACCAAUUAUACACCAUACGAAUUGGUUUUUGGGCAAUAUCCCUUACACCACUUUAAUUUAAUUGAAGAAUGGAAGCGACAUAACAUUAAUAUGGAGGAAGAUUUGCCUGAAGGUAUCAUCGAGAAUGAGGAAGGUUCUGAAAAUAAAGAUAAUAACUUAUCCAAUAAAUAUGAAGAUUUCAAUGAAAUCACUCAAAUUAAUAAUAUAGAAAGAGAUAGUGCUUCACGGUCUUUGAUAGUAGCUUCUCCAUCAAGUUCACAAUCUUUGACACCAUUUUCUGAUAUUUUUCAAGAAGAGGACAGCACUAUAAAAAAAAAUAGUACUUUACAAACAAAUAAAUCUUCGUUAAUAACUUCUGUUCUAGGAGAACAUGAAUUGGAAAAUAUAGAAGAUGAUUAUACAAUGCAACAACAAACUACUUUCAAUAAUCAACAAAUACAAUCCACGACUGAUGAUACUAGUGAGCAAAUAGUUUCCGCGCAAGAUAACUUUACAAGUAAUCAGGAAAGAAUUACAAAAGAUAAGGAAAAUCAAAAUUUUAUUGAUUCAAAUAAUUCAAAUGAUUAUGUUCCUUCCAAAAAACAUCGUAUUCGAGUUAUUCAAGAAGCUUUAAAUAAUCCAACUUCUCAGCAUAACAUUUAUCAGCAAGUUGUAAAUAAAAAUCUUGAAGACUAUCGUUCCAAAAUAAAAUGCAAGAUGCACACAAAAUACAAUAUUCAUGAACGUGUUUAUGAAGUUGGUGAUCUAGUAAAAAUUCAAGUUGCCAAAAUUGACCAUGGCCCUGGUGAUCAUUGCGCACUCCCUUGCAAAGUGUUUGCAGUGCUUCCCAGAAAUAUGUAUCGCCUUGUAUGUCGAUUUGGCAUUCUUGACCAAGCAUUUUCAGCUGGUAUGGUUUUAUCACUUGGACCAAAAGAAUAUCUGGAGUUGAAUAAUCCUCCAACCAAUAUGACUAUUAGUAUGAUUGAGGCGGCAAGAUUGCAAUAUAAUACUCUUGCUAGUAACAAAGUAUGCAAUUGUAGAGGUGACUGUCUUACAGCAAGAUGUAUUUGCAAAAAAGCAAAUAUU
Racocetra persica is the source of this 1149-nucleotide messenger RNA. The record is from the annotation of a GenBank genome assembly. Lineage: Eukaryota; Fungi; Glomeromycota; Glomeromycetes; Diversisporales; Gigasporaceae.